This is a messenger RNA of Bombina bombina (fire-bellied toad), 1010 nucleotides long. It is a transcript of the gene ECRG4, whose product is annotated as ECRG4 augurin precursor. Gene Ontology annotation, biological process: anaphase-promoting complex-dependent catabolic process; regulation of cell population proliferation; central nervous system development. The transcript has 5 exons. Bases 189 to 668 code for a protein of 159 amino acids. NCBI's taxonomy places the organism in Eukaryota, Metazoa, Chordata, Amphibia, Anura, Bombinatoridae. The record is from RefSeq and is a predicted model, not a curated record.
UGCCUUUCACAUGACUUCACCUCCUGUCCUACUAGUUCAUUUUUGCUAGUAUUUAUUGCUCUGUUUUUAAGAGUAUAGUUCUUCUAUAAGGAUCAUAGGAAUACAAGGUAUCUUUGUACUACUGACAAGCAUUUGAAAAGGAAAGAAGUCUAAUUCUGAGGUAACGUGUAAAAGGGAUCUGUGCAAAGAUGGGGUUAUCUCUUGACAAAGGCAGACAUUCACCUUCCUACUCAUGGCGGCAAAGUUAUGGACUCCAACUGGUAGUUCUUGUAUCUCUUCUUGUUAUUUUUCUAUGCCCUGAUGCUUCAAGUGGGAAUAAACUUAGGCUGAUGCUUCAGAAAAGAGAAGCUACUAAACCUGACAAAACUGCAGUGGCCGUAGAAGGAAAUAAAGCUAAUGAAUUCUUAAAUUCACUGAAACGUCCAAAACGACAACUAUGGGACAGGUCUCGGCCUGAAGUGCAGCAAUGGUAUCAACAAUUCCUCUACAUGGGCUUUGAUGAAACUAAAUAUGAAGAUGACAUGGCUUAUUGGAUGAACCAAGGACGCGGUGGUUCUGAAUACUAUGGAGGUUUUCACCAACAUCACUAUGAUGAGGAUGCAGCUAUUGGUCCUCGCAAUCCUUAUACUUUCAGACAUGGAGCAGGAGUGAAUUAUGAUGACUAUUAAACUCAGAUUUCCUGCAGUGCACUGUAGCUUUAUAAUAAAAAAAUAAUACCUUUAACAGAUUAGAAUGAAAGUGCACUGAAAUACAUCAAUGAUGUUGCAUAUUUUAGUAGUAGAUUAUACAAAAGCAAUACAAAUCAUUUUCAACUAUUUCCUUUCAUACAUUGCUGUCACCUUUAUGGAUUCUAAAUGUAAAAAAUAGGAUAGCAACUAGUUAAAAGGAGACAUAAUCAAUUUCUUACAACGCACAAAGUUUCUAAAGUGCCUAUGUUUGGCAUACUUAUGUUUUGUAUACUUUUUCAUGCUAAGAAUAAAAAUACAAUUCUGAAAUUGUUUCUACAGUAA